GUCUCUUCGGUGCUACGCUCGACUGCCUUUUUGUGAAGUAGCUUGUUUCCUGUCUAUUGUCAAGAUAUUAUCUAAGCGACGAUCUAUUUGAUACGGCUGAGAGAAGUAGAUAAUGAAGAUCUAGCGUAGCUUCCAUUUAAGUAUUUCUUUCACGACUGUUGCUCUAUGGUCUCACUAUGACCCCGAAGAGUGUUUUGGCUUUGUACUCGAUUAUUACCAGCUUCAUUGCGUCAACCACCUCAGUGUCUUCAACAUCCAAGCAGGAGGUUCUUCCGCCGCAAAUCUUCGUCCGGGCUGCAGAACAACUUUCUUCCGUCGGUCGUCCACAAGAGCCAGACCCCGCGCAAGCGGCUCACGCGAAGAAAGACCACGACGCUCACCUCCAUAACAAGGGGAGCGCACGAACCCCUCGCCACCGCGGCGGUCGAUCUUUACAAACCUCCACUUCUCUUACGGAACGUGGAAGCCGGCGCAGAACGUUCCCGCCCACCCCAGGAACCUUAUUGGAACAACGUGAUUCCGCGGUUGUUUCGUCCGACGCUGAGGCGGAAGAGCCCUCUGUUGAAGGUGGAGCUUCCGCCGUCAGGCCGCAUCAUCACAACACGAACAGGAACAUAAAUCACGAUAACGAAAAUUACAAGCAGCAGCGAGACACUGAAAAGACCAUGGUGUUAUCGCAGCAACUCGCCGGGAAUAAUUACCCGGAUCAGCCAGGAGUUGCCAGUUCCUCCCUAGCAGCGGAUCAACAUUCUGCGACCGCUAGUACGGGCGGCACAGCGACUCACCAUACUUCCAGCGGAUCUUUCCGACCCGGGAAUUUCUGGGUCCAGCCACUACUGUUCUCGGUCAUCGCCGGCGCGUCGACCUCCAUCGGCGCAUUGAUCGUCGUUCUGAAUCAGGGGCGGAUGACAAACCGGAUGAUGGCAUUUUCUCUCUCCCUGGCUUCCGGCGUGAUGACCGCCGUGUCGCUUCUCUCUUUGCAGGAGGUUUUCGCUAAGGAAAAACACGAACAGGCGCAUACGGUGAAAGAGAUUUUCGGCUCUCUGUGCUUCAUCGCGCUGGGGGCGGUGUUUUACUUUAUGUUAUCCAAAUUCGCGCUGCCGGACACCCAGGACUACGUUUUGGAUGACGUAGAGCAGCAGCAGUUCAAAGCGAGGCGCUCCGCAGGUGGAACUACAGGUCUGGACCCCUUUUCCAGCAAGGAUGACCCCGACAAACAACUUUCCCAUGACACCCAGUGCCAGUCCGACCCGGACAACAGUUCCCACCCGAACUCCGACCCGGAGAAAGCGGCGAUUUUAGGAAAAGAGCACCACCAUCGGACGAUCUUGAGCCCCGAUGUGGUACGAGUGCACUCCGGGUCUUCCAUCCUUCAAAACGACACAACGGCCGCGGGGAAAAAAAUCAGCUACAGCGAUUCGCCGCCUGCAUGGGUGGGGGCGGGUGGUUCAUCUCCGCGGGGACGCGGGCCGAAUAAUUCGAAGGCGGCCGCAGCAGCUAUGGCGUUCUCAAAUGUUACAUUCUCAACUGUUGCAUGAAUUUUCGAUGCAAGGAUGGCAAAAGUAAAAGGAAGGACCUUGCGCGUGUUGCAUGACAGAUUUGGAACAGAUUCUAAGCCUGGUUGGCCGUCUGAGAAUUUGUCAUGCGAAACAGCUUGAUGGCGUCGGUAGUCAAGGCAAUUUUGCAUGACAAAUCAUGUAACAGUUGAGAGUGUAACAGUUGAGAACGCCAUAGCAGCUCACCAGCUAGAAGGACCAGUAGUAGAGACAUCAAGAACCAUCUCCGAGCACAGCAGCAGCAGCACGAACGCAACUGCUGCGGAUCACAGGAUGAUCCGGGUCUUAGCCAGCCCAACCUCAGUGUCGACCCCCCGGACGGAACAGGAAAUGCACAUCGCCGGAGGUGCGAUUCUUGCGGCAGAGCAAAAUACUUCUAACCAAGGCGAUAAUAAUUCCAAGUCCACCUCCGUUCUCUCGUCUUCCUCCAGCCACCAGGGCGCUCUUGCGACUAGGAAACGGUCGUGGCGAAUCACGAUGCUAUUAUUUCUCUCCCUCUUGUAUGCAUUGCAAAAGUGUCUGGGUCUGGAAGAAUGCAGCACUUGUCAUGCUUGUCUGGCAUGACGCUUGGAUCUGUGAUGCGUAAGCAGGAACGGGGCCUCCUGCCUGUCAUGCAACAACGCAGUUUGCCAUGCAGAAAACGAAGCACAUGGCACGUGCAAAAACUUGUCAUGCUUGGCUGCGUAUUGUAGUGCGCCCACGAUUCACAGAUUUGCAUCACAAGUUUCCAGACCCAGACAUUUUUGCGUUUGAUAUCUUGCUUCACAACUUCCCGGAAGGAUUAGCCGUCGCGAUUUCCACUCUGGAAAACACGCAACUCGGGAUCACCAUAACUUUCGGGAUUCUAGUCCACAACAUCCCGUAUCAAGUGUAAAAAUGUCUGGGUCUGGAAGAGUGCGCGAUUUGUCAUGCUGUUUUUCCAUGACCCAUGAGGUCUGGAAUGCCGGAGCUAGCAUGACAGAUUCUGCGAGACCUUUCUAAUGCCUAUCCUGCAUGAGAAACUACCUCCCGACUUGGUCAAAAUUGGGCGACUUUUGGUAAUCAUGCAACACAGAUUUUUGCAUGCUGCAGAUUUAGCAUGACAAGUUCCAAUCUUCCAGACCCAGACACUUUUACAUUUGAUAUCCCGGAGGGGAUUGCGAUCGCGGUCCCCUGCCUGGCAGCGAAGCCGAACCAACCGAAACUCGCCUUCUGGCUCGCGAGUCUUUCCGGCAUCGCCGAGCCGAUCGGGGCAGCGCUUGGGCUGCUCUUCGUAUCAAAUGCAAAAAUGUCUGGGUCUGGAAGGAGGCCAGAUUUGUCAUGCAGCUUUUCCAUGACCCAUGAGGUCUGGAAUGCGGGAUCUAGCAUGACAAACUACGUGAGGUCUUUGCCAUGCCUAUGCUGCAUGAGAAAUCCCCUCCCAACUUGGCCGAAAGUGGGCAGCUUUUGCCACUCAUGCAACACAGAUUUCUGCAUGAUGACGAUUCAGAUUUAGCAUGACAGGUUGCAAUCUUCCAGACCCAGACAUAUUUGCAAUCCAUACUUCGUGUCCGUGAGCAACGGGAAUUCCAAAGACAACACAACCCUGCCGGUGAAACCGUGUUUAGCUUUCGUGUAUCACAAGAAAAACAUAAAAGUGUUAACGUUAAACGAUUUUCAGAUUUUUGCAGUCAUGCAUCACAAAUGUAGCCGAACAUGCAUGCUAAUGCUAUGCAUUACAAAUUUUGGCACGUCUUGCGAUGCAUUGCUGCAUCACAAAUUCCGUUUAAGAUUAACACUUUUUCCUGUGAUAUCGUCGCGGGGGUCAUGAUGAUGGUGGUGGUUUACGAUUUAGUGCCGGAGUCUCUCCGUUGGGACCCGGUGAAUAGCGGAAGUGCGACCAGCACGCCGACAGGGAUGAACAAUAAUGCUUUCGCUCACCAAACGUCGAGGAUGACUACAAAAGUUUCCUCGACUUGGAAAGACUUGGUGAAUUGGAACAAGUAUUUUUGGGUGAAAAUCGGCUUCGCGGCGGGAAUGAUGGUCAUGGUCUUCACGGAAAUGCUACUGGAUUCUGUAAUGUAGUUAUGGCUUCAUCACUAGCAUGAGAAGAUCUCGAUGUGAUCGAGAUUGAAGGAGGGUCUAGUUGUACCUAGAAGUUUGUCAUCACGCCGAUUAACUACACCGUGUGUAAGCAAGACCACCACGACCAACAACAUCCAUGUGUGUGGUUGCUGUAACUUUCCGGCAGUGAGGAUAGAGGCGAUCACGAAUCGAGACCUCGAAAAAUCACUGUACUCGUCUCAGUACUAUCCCAUAUUCCGCAGUAGGGUCGUUGCUCCCUUCGUCCUUCUUU
Amoebophrya sp. A120 is the source of this 3870-nucleotide messenger RNA. NCBI's taxonomy places the organism in Eukaryota, Dinophyceae, Syndiniales, Amoebophryaceae. The record is from the annotation of a GenBank genome assembly.